AUGAAUAAUGAGAAGCGGGUUUUGACUAAAGGGUAAAGAUAUAGAAUAGAAAAUAGGGUGUAAUCCAAUAAGUUAAAAGAAAAGAAAUAAAUGAGUGAAUAAAUAAAACAAUAUUAAGAAAAGAAAAACAAAAAAAGAUUGUAUUCAGCAAUUUAAAACAAUCCAGAAAAUUCUGACUAUUAUAAUGGCAAAGGUACUCGUAACUAUUAAUAACUUCUUAGCUAAUACAUUAUGUAAAAUGUAUAGAUUUGAGGAGGCUUUGAAAAAUUAUGAUUUGGCAAUUGAAAACGAUCCAGAAAAUUCUGACUAUUAUAAUGACAAAGGUAUUAAUAACUAUUGAUUAUUUCUUAGCAAAUACAUUAUAUAAAAUGAAUAGAUUUGAGGAGGCUUUGGAAAAUUAUGAUUUGGCAAUUUAAAACGAUCCAGAAAAUUCUGACUAUUAUAAUGGCAAAGGUACUAGUAACUAUUGAUGAUUUCUUAGCUAUUACUUUAUAUACAAUGAACAGAUUUGAAGAGUCUUUAAAAUAUCAUAAUUCAGCAAUUUAGAACGAUCCAUAAAUUUCUGACUAUUAUAUUCACAAAGGUACUAGUAUCUAUUGAUGAUUUCUUAGCUGUUACAUUAUAUAAAAUGAAUAGAUUUGAGGAGACUUUGGAAAAUUAUGAUUUAGCAAUUUAAAUAAAUCCAGAAUAUUCUCACUAUUAUUAUGGCAAAGGUAUGAGUAACUAUUGAUUAUUUCUUAGCAAAUACAUUAUAUAAAAUGAAUAGAUUUGAGGAGGCUUUGGAAAAUUAUGAUUUGGCAAUUUAAAACUCUCCAGAAAAUUCUGACUAUUAUAAAUGCAAAGGUACGAGUAAUUAUUGAUGACUUCUUAGCUAUUACAUUAUAAAAAAUGAAUAGAUUGGAGGAGGCUUUGGAAAAUUAUGAUUCAGCAAUUUAAAAAAAUCCAGAAAAUUCUAACUAUUAUAAUGACAAAGGUAUUAUGAUGACUUAUUAGCUAAUUUAUUAAAUGAAAUGAAUAGAUUUGAGGAGGCAUUGGAUAAUUAUGAUUAAGCAAUUUAAAUAAAUCCAGAGAAUUCUGACUAUUAUAAUUGCAAAGGUACUAAUAACUAUUAAUAACUUCUUAGCUAAUACAUUAAAUAAAAAGAAUAGAUUAAAGGAGGCUUUGUAAAAUUAUGAAUCAGCAAUUUAAAAAAAUCCUGAAAAUUCUGUCUAUUACUAAGGCAAAGGUAUUAGUAACUAUUGAUGAUUUCUUAGCUAAUACUUUAUAAAAAAUGAAUAGAUUGGAGGAGGCUUUGGAAAAUUAUGAUUCAGCAAUUUAAAAAAAUCCUGAAAAUUCUCACUAUUAUAUUGGCAAAGGUAUUAGUAACUAUUGAUGAUUUCUUAGCUAAUACUUUAAAAAAAAUGAAAAGAUAUGAGGAGGCUCUGGAAAAUUAUGAUUUGGCAAUUUAAAACAAUCCAGAAAUUUCUGACUUUUAUAUUGGCAAAGGUACUAGAUACUAUUGAUUCUUUCUUAGCUAUUACAUUGAAUAAAAUGAAUAGAUUUGAGGAGGCUUUGGAAAAUUAUGAUUCAGCAAUAUAAAAAAAUCCUGAAAAUUCUUACUAUUAUAUUGGCGAAGGUAUUAGUAACUAUUGAUGACUUCUUAGCUAAUACAUUAUGUAAAAUGAAUCGAUUUGAGGAGGCUUUGGAAAAUUAUAAUUCAGUAAUUUAAAAAAAUCCAGAAAAUUCUAACUAUUAUAUUGGCAAAGGUAUUAGUAACUAUUGAUGAUUUCUUAGCUAAUACAUUAUAUAACAUGAAUCGAUUUGAGGAGGCUUUGAAAUAUUAUGAUUUGGCAAUUUAAAAAAAUCUUGAAAAUUCUGAAUAUUACAAAGGCAAAGGUAUUAGUAACUAUUGAUGAUUUCUUAGCUAAUACUUUAUAUUAAAUGAAUAGAUUUGAGGAGGCUUUGGAAAAUUAUGAUUUAGCAAUUGAAAAAAAUCCUUAAAAUUCUCACAAUUAUAUUGGCAAAGGUAUUAGUAACUAUUGAUGAUUUCUUAGCUAAUACUUUAAAAAAAAUGAAAAGAUAUGAGGAGGCUCUGGAAAAUUAUGAUUUGGCAAUUUAAAACAAUCCAGAAAUUUCUGACUUUUAUAUUGGCAAAGGUACUAGAUACUAUUGAUUCUUUCUUAGCUAUUACAUUAAAUAAAAUGAAUAGAUUUGAGGAGGCUUUGGAGAAUAAUAAAUUAGCAAUCUAAAACGAUCCAGAAAACUUUAACUAUUACAUAGGUACUAGUAACUAUUAAACUUCUUAGAUAUUAUAUAAAUUUCUUAUUAUAUGA
Messenger RNA from Paramecium octaurelia, 2312 nucleotides. The record is from the annotation of a GenBank genome assembly. NCBI's taxonomy places the organism in Eukaryota, Ciliophora, Oligohymenophorea, Peniculida, Parameciidae.